UUCCAAAAGAGAAAGAAUGGCAGAAACCGGGAAAAAGAAGAAAGGAAAGGAAAUAAAGAAAGAAGAAAAAAUUGUGUUAUCAGGAAAGGGAGAAAAGAAAGACCAUAAAAUGGAUAAAAUUGAAAAGAAUGCAAGUGAAAAAUAUGAAGAAAUGGAUCGUAGUAGUGCGGGAGUUCCAGGAGCAAAGAAGCACAGAAAACGUCGGAAGGGGCUGUAUAAACGGCUAGCGGAACAGUUGGAAUUCUACUUUAGUGAUGCUAACCUUAGGGCUUCAAAUAGGAAGGAUGGAUUCAUGAUGCAGCUUCUAAAAAAAGAUCCUUGGGUUCCACUGUCAACCUUCCAGGCGUUUAAUAAAAUUAAGAGUAUGUUGGUUGAGUUCCAGGAUGGAACUAUAGAAGAACAUCUCGUUAAAGCUCUAGAGGUAAAGAAGUCUGUCUUACUUGAAGUGUCUGAGGAUGGAAGUAAAGUUAGGAGGAUAAACAAACUACAGGACAAGGAUGAUGUUGAGGAUUGCACAAUUUAUGUAGAAAAUAUAUCUCCAGAAGCGAGUCACGAGAUGCUGAAAACCAAAUUCAAUCAAUUCGGUUCUGUUGCCUAUGUUUCCAUACCAAAAUUUAAGAACUCCUCUAAAGCUAAAGGUUUUGCAUUUAUCGAGUUUGAGAACCUGGAAGGAGUUAAAAAUGUUCUCAAGGCGUGUGGAGCUCAGGAUGAGGAGACAAGGUUACCCGACCCAUCAACCCUAACCAGUAUCAAAACUUUUCAACCAGAGCUCACGGUCGGAGAGAACACAACGGAGGAGGAGCUCAAGACAAAGAGAAAACAUGAUAACGAAGAUGACGACUUCGACGCUCCUAAAAGGCUGCGUAUAGAUGAAAACCAAAGAGAACGGUUCCGCUCCGAGGAUGGCAUUAAGUCUCGUGCUGAGGAUGUAUUGGAAAGAUUGCGCCCUGAAUCUGAUCAGGUUUUAGAUGAGCCGAAGAAACAGAUUCAGAGUGAGGGGAUAGAAGAGUCAGACAUUUUAACAUUACAGGGAUUCAGGAUUUUAACAAAAACUCAGUGGAGGAGGCUCAGAAACCAGUAUUUAAACCAACAGAGAAAAAAUGUUUCUGCGGCAAAGGCACACCUACGUAUCCAUGAAAGCGAAGGAAGGGUCAGCAAGGGAGAAUCCGAAAUGAAGGGAGAGCCUGUGAAAAAAGAAAAUAAAGUGAAAGAAAACGAAGUAAAGAAGGAAAAGAAUACCACUGUCAAGGAAACCCAAUCAGAGGCUGGCAAGGAGUCAUCAACUGUGUUUGAGUUUACGCCUGGUAUUAUAAUCAAGAUUAUUGUUCCUUUAGGAAUAGAUGACGUGAAGGUAUUAAAGAGGCGGGUGAGGGAGAUGGAGGACGUCAGCUAUAUUGAUGCUAGAAUUGGUGACGACAAGUUCUUUGUCAGGUGUAGGAAUGAAGAGCAGACAGAUAGAAUACUUAGUAGACAGAUAGAUGACUGGAAAUUAAUCAAACUAAAGGACGAAGAAGAAAAUGGUUAUUGGAAGAAGAUACAGAAGGAUAUGGAGGAUAAAAAAUCUGGAAAGGUGGUUGUUCUAAAAGAAAAGAAAAAGAAGAGACUUCUCAACAAAAUCGAAAAAAAUAAGAAUUCUCAUGUUCACUUUGGCGAGUAAUCUGUUCCACGUCAUUUGAAUAUUUUCCUAUUUUGUUAGAAUUCAGCAUUUAUCAAGGUUGUGAAAGUGGAUUAAUCUUCUGAAAUUGAUUCAGUAUCAUCAGUAUUACCAUUUUUAACGUUGUAGCGUUUUUUCAGAAAAA
This is a messenger RNA of Eurytemora carolleeae, 1799 nucleotides long. It is a transcript of the gene Larp7, whose product is annotated as la-related protein 7-like. Bases 17 to 1657 code for a protein of 546 amino acids. The record is from RefSeq and is a predicted model, not a curated record. Lineage: Eukaryota; Metazoa; Arthropoda; Copepoda; Calanoida; Temoridae. The transcript is spliced from 18 exons. Gene Ontology annotation, molecular function: mRNA binding. Gene Ontology annotation, cellular component: nucleus.